Messenger RNA from Epinephelus fuscoguttatus (brown-marbled grouper), 2201 nucleotides. It is a transcript of the gene cebp1, whose product is annotated as CCAAT/enhancer binding protein (C/EBP) 1. Gene Ontology annotation, biological process: myeloid cell differentiation; DNA-templated transcription; regulation of transcription by RNA polymerase II. Gene Ontology annotation, molecular function: RNA polymerase II cis-regulatory region sequence-specific DNA binding; DNA-binding transcription factor activity, RNA polymerase II-specific. NCBI's taxonomy places the organism in Eukaryota, Metazoa, Chordata, Actinopteri, Perciformes, Serranidae. The coding region runs from base 90 to 683 and encodes 197 amino acids. The record is from RefSeq and is a predicted model, not a curated record. The transcript is spliced from 3 exons.
CCUGUCUGUCUCCUGUCUCUCAGACCAUUUUCAGUCAAACUUUCAGAGGAACCUGAAGAAUAUUCAGAGAGUUUGAGGAGAGCUAAAUAAUGAUGUCUGAUUCCAGGGUGUCGUCUGUCAUCCAGGAGUGGGCAACCUCAUACCCGGGUCAGGCCCACACCCAGACCCUGAACCCUACCACAUCGACCAAUCAGAUGUCUCAGAUGGACAUGAUAUUGUACAGCCAGUCUCAGGGAAUGAUGAGAGGGGGCAGUGACGACAGAGUGGCUGAGCAGAUGAUGGGUCUGCCUUACCUGCCGUACACGUCUUCCUGUCUCAGCAACACCUCCAGUGCUGGGAGCACAAACCACCAUCAGAGCCACGCCAACACUCAGCAGGACUUCUCCUCCUUCCUCCUGCCAACUCUGCGUGCCCCGGUAAACAAGAGGAGCAUCAGCAAGGACAGUGAUGAGUACCGCCAGCGACGUGAGAGGAACAACAUCGCUGUGAGGAAGAGCCGAGACAAGGCCCGCAGGAGGAUCCUGCUGACCCAGCAGAGGGCCAUGCAGCUGCAGGAGGAAAACCAGAAGCUGCAGAUGAGGAUAGGGCAGCUGACACAGGAGUUAGACACUCUCAAACACAUCCUGUCACAGCGGCACCUGCAGGGAGCUGAGGAGGGAGCACCUGGGGAGUCCAGUAUCUAGAACCACGUUUGUGUCUCAUUUUGGGCAUCAGAUUCAUUAUCAGCGUCUAGGCGGGCCUUAAAUACGCAAAGUCAAAUGCCUCCUUGUUGAUUCAAAAAUUGGCUAAAAAGGUUACCAUUUGUGAAAAAAGUCACAUUUAGAACAUUUGCAAAUGAAGUGUUAGGGGGUUUCUUUUAUAGUUUCACACUGUAAAAUUGUGAAGGGGGAAAGUAUAAAACACUGGCAGGGCUGUAGCUACCUUUGAGGACACUGAGGUCAUAUCCUCUUGGUUUCUCCUAAAAAGCAGCUUCUCACCUCUGGCAGACAUCUUGGGACUUUAGCCGGCUGAAAUAACAACUGUCUCUACCACUUUUUAUCAGCUGUAACUAGUUGGUGCAAGCUAAUGUUACUACUAACCCCUGUCUACAGCAGAUUUUUUGACCUAACCUUUGACCCCACUGAAGAAUGUAAUUAACCCCAUGUCUUUGAAGAUAGUGCAAAGUUUCUACUGUUGGUAGUGAGCUAGUCAGCUAGCCAUGCUAAUGUUUGCAGCUGUAUCACUACAGCCCCAUAUGCACAUCUUCAGCAUGUAGUGACAUCCAAAGCUUGACAGGUUGCUAUAACAGCUGUGAAGCUGUAUUGAACAAUCACUGUUGGGGGGCUGAGGAUAGUUAAUUUCAAAUUUGAGACUUAAUUUUUGGUAGGCCUAUGUGGUCAGACUUUUCUGGGUGAGGGGGGACUUACUUAUGGCUUCAGUAUUUCUAAAGUUGUGGCUACGGCUCUGCUCACUGGACCUUUGAAUAAAUGUACGUAACACCUGAAAAAGAGAUCUUGAAAACUCAAUAUAAAGUCAGAAGAUGUGUAGUGGGUUUGAAUGUAGAUGCUCUGAAGUCAUUGUAUAGUCUAAACUGUGAGUGAAUAGACUGAAGCGCACACAGAAACCUUAAGCAAGCCUGUGCGUAAUAAGAUUUGCACUCAGCUUUGUGAGACGGAAAAGGAUUUUAAGGAGACCUUGUUGUAUCGUAGAUUUAAAGAUCCUUAACACUGCACAAAUGGAUGCAGAAACAAAAAGUCCCAAAGGUUUAAGUCUGUAUAUGCUUAAAUUUAACCAAUUCUAAAUUAACUUUUCUGAAAAUUUCUGAAGACAGCAUCUUCACGUGCAUGUGUAAUUCUCCUAAACCCUUCAAAAGUAAGACCACUGUGCAUUAGACAGAUUUGAUUUGAUUUUACAAACAUUGCUUAAUCAUCUACCUGACAGUUCUUGUCAUUGUCAGAGAUGAUUGUAAGUGUUGUUGCCCAACAACGUUACACAAGCUCGUGUGGUUUUUGCAGGGGAUUCAAUGAAAUCUAAGUGUCUCUCUCUGUGUAUUACUCUUUUGUCACUAAGUGAGUGUGGGAUUACUUGAAAUAAUGUUGAUGCAGUUUUAAAUUAUACGCAUUCUUGUUAUGUUUGUUUUAUGAUAGCAAUGCACUGUUAAAGCAAUCCUUUGUCAAAUAAUUUCUUGAAAUAAACAAAUAAUUGCUUGAGCUUGAAUGAAA